GAAACUGUAAGUCAAUUUUACUAAGCUCAUACAAUAUCAAAUAGUGGGAUAUAAUGUGUCUAGACACAGCGAUACUGUGAUGAAGGCCAUAAAGUAUUCGGUGUUGAAAAGACUUGGGUGAGAAUCCGAAAGUGUUUUGCACAAAAUCGAAGCUCAUGAGUUAAAAGUUCGUCGUAUUGUACCAUUGAAGCAAUUUGUCAAAAACAGAGACAUAUCGAUUGUUGUGUAGGAUUUAUACGAAGGGCUCAGACAAGAGUUAUAUUUAUGAGUCCUCACUUCACAAAUGAAAUGUGCUACUUGUUAAAUAGUGAAUAAGGCUAAGAGUAUGUUUAAAAUAGCAGGACACUGAAACUGACGUUGAGUUGUACCUGUGUAUGUGCUGCAUUUGUGACUACUUUGGGCAGUUUACUAUGACAAAAUCACUGCUUGCAGUGAUGCAGUGUGCAACCUGAAGGAGAUCAAGGAAGCAACACCUUCAUUUUAAACGCUGUGUUGAAUUUCAUAAGCCUUGACGAAAUACUCAACAAAACUAGUGACUCUAGCAGUGACCUGAUUGCACUUGGCAAAUUUGUCCUACAGGCUGCUUUAGAGAACGUAUGCGCUUAUGGUGAUUUAGGUCACUUUCGUGAGGCUACUUCUCAAAAUACUUCACAUUGAUGCGUACUAUGAAUACUUUUCAUUAUGUGUCUAAUUUCGUUGUCCUUUUUUGAAAUAUCUAUGCUGAUGGCAUAAUAUAUUCUUGUUUCCAAGCUAAUUUUAAGCCCUGCAUUGUUAUUUCAAUGCUUAGCAAAUCGUAUUACAAAGCUAACUUAGUCUUGCGAUUUCAAUUAUGAACGUGGAAGUUCAAUUCAUUCUACGUUAAGCGUUAUCUCGGAGCUUAUGAUUUGGUAAUCUAAUAGUAUACAUGGUAAUGGAUUUCUCUCUCUCUAUGUAUAUCUGUAAAGGGAAAAGCAUUUGAUAUACAGCUCGUAGGAAAAAGACUCAUGCUAGAUGUUUGGAAGCUUAGUGUCGAGUUAUCUUCCAGGUGCUUGUGACGAUAUGUAUGACGAUUAAGGACUCAUAAAAAUUAUAUAUAUAUAUUAUUCGCAUAAACGUAUAGUAGCAUUGGUUAAACUGAUUAUUUUUUUAGUUAUGUCAUCCCCAUUUUAUUACGCUGCAUUUUUCUCGACGGAGUGACUUUACUUAAAUUCUGACCUUUUAAGUGUAAACCUCGAGAAGUGCAAAAUCAAUUCAACAAAUUUGCAAUGAUAGUUGAGUAAAUCGAUAAACCCUAUUCAUUAUUGUCUUCAAUACGUUAUCCAGAAUGUUUAUUACUUCUAGAUUCUUAAGAAAUAACAAGUGUAGAGUAACAUUUUUUUAAAUCUGAAGGUAAUGAGUUUUUUUUUCAUGGAAGACAAAUUUGCACUAGUAGUGUGCGCUACCAUUUUGAGAGGCUGUUUAGCAUACUUCAGGUGUCAAUAUUGGAAUAAAAGUUUCUGAAAAUAGAAAGUCUGAUACGAAACGUUGUGUAGCCUUACAAAACACUCUUAGGGAUUCCCCCAUGCAUGUGUGUACGGAAAGUGAAGCCUUUUUUUUGUGCUUUAAUAUUAUUAAUUUACCGAGUCACUCUUGUAACGUUUCCUUUCUUGGGAUCAGUAGAGAACUUGGUAUCAAUAAUGACCUUGAUGAUGAAGAUAAAUAAUUCAUAAGCAAUAGGUAUUAAAAAAGGCUCAAGGUUAAAUUUUUAGCAUUGCCAGUGCAUUUUGCCUUCAUAUUAUUAUUUAUAAAUAUAUAUGUAUGCUCUAUUUUUUAGUACUAUGAGCGAUUUUAUCAAUUGUAUUAGGACUUAUUGGUAGUACAGGAUAAUAGGCUUGUCCCCUUUACUGCAUGAUCGUCAAACCCCUUAAACCAUCCUUCUAUAAAGGGCGUGCAGGUCUUUUCAUAUAUUUGCAAUUGAAACAUUAAGCUUUUAUUCUAUUUCUUAUCGUACGUAUUAUCCAGCAAUACAAUUUCAAAGGCUUGAGGUAUCAUGCACAAGUUCUAUGCUGCUGUGAUGUCUAAAGGAGCCGCCGCUAUUUACACGUAGCAAGGGUACUUAAUAGAACACGCAUUCCUUACAAAGCCCAUAAGUUGUACUCCCUAAUAUAAUCUAUACUAGUAGGAGCAGCCUAAGAAAGCCUCUGACUUGAUGAAAUAUUGGGUUGUUGGGGUAGAUAAGCGCUAACAGUAUUCAGUCGGGGUUUCCUGCUCAGGUACUCCUCAAGAGAAGGCCCUGUCGUAUGUCCUGACAGGCAUUCAAUAUGUGUAGCGAAGUAAGCAAAAGGAAUUUUUUAUAUAAAUUUGAAGCUAUAUUUAUCAAGACUAGCAAAUCAAGUCUAUGAGGCGUAAUUUGUAUAAAAGAUGGACUAUAAACUAGCCCCAUAGGUUUUCGAUAUAUGCAUUACCGGCGCUUAGGUUCGUCAGCCAAAGGCUACUAAUCCGUGGUAUCAUGUAGAGGUGGUUGGCGUUUGCAACGACCAAAGACGUAUCUUUGACAAUUUUACAACUGCUUGAUGCAUUAUUGUGAUGAUAGCUAAUUAUUAUUGUUUAUAAACUCCAUUAUGCGUUUUAAUUGAAGUUCUUUUAGUUUUUUUUUUAAUAUAGUUUAUGAUAGAUUUUCUGUUUUUAUUUUUCUGUCGCCUGGUUUAUAACGUAUUUAUGAUAUUUUUACCGAUACAUUAUACUUGAUAGAAAAUAACGGGAAGGCUUUUUUCUCCGUUAAAUUGCUGCUUAAUAAUGUAAAGCCCUGAGUUCAUUUUUAUGUCUGCUUAGUACACAUUUUGGCCUUACUGUAUUUGAAUUUCUAUGGCUUGAUUUUAAUAAAUGUCUUUCCUAGUUUAUCACGAUAAUCGCAUACAUAACCUCACCAUCACCAAUGAAUAAAAUAUGAGAUGCGGCACAUACAUAAUUGAAUUUCAAGAUGACUAUAAAGAAUUCUAGAAAAUAUUAAAUACAAGCCAGCAGGCCAGACCACGCAUAGUUCACAUGGGCAUGUUCUCCAAAGAGACACUAUUUUUAACGCUAUCAUCUAGCACACAAUUCGUAGAGAUGGAGGAGCUUUUAAACAUUGUGUUUCCAAACGCCACAGACAUACCAGAAGCUUGAUUGAGGUAGCCUUCCAUUUCUUUGCUAUGGUUUUCUGAGGUUAGGUGGGGGUUGUUUGAGUUAUUCACACAGGUGCAGCUAAAUGUGGAGUAGGUAUAUGAGUUAUUCAGUUUUUUUUAAAAAGACGAUUGGGCUUCUAUUUCCCACACAUUGGCUCGAUGGAAUUUCCAGUUGUGGCUCGUACUCAUUCUGAGUUUCAUUUUUAAAUACCAGCGGUUUUUCAGGAAAUACAUGCUAUUUCCAAGCCUGCGUCGGAGUAGCUGUAAAGUGUCAAGAAAAGUACCUAUGGUCUAGAUCAAUGAGCAUUAGAGGGUUGGUUGGUGUUUAUAUGUGUCAGAUAAUGAGUCUUUGCACACAACUUACAACUUUUUAUUAGACAUAAAAAGUUGACUGAGCGUCUUCUACAAGACUUUAGCCUCAGGACUCCUUUUUUCCCCACAUAUGACCUUAAUACGCUCGGUGAUUCUAUUGCUUUUAAUCCCCAAAGCGUGGUGUCAGCAGUCAGAAACCUUUUUCUCUUUUCAUUCAAAUCUCUUUUUGCAUGCUGGCUCUAGAGUUCCAACUGGAAGUAUACCAUUUAUAGCGCUGACUGAGUGGAUAACUCUUCUCCAGGAUUAUGCUUUUAUAGAUUUGAGGAACAUUUUAUCGAUUAUACUUUAGCAUUACAAAAUCGGAACUCCUUAGUUGACCUGAAAAUACCCAUGUGAUGACUCAACGAAAACCUACCAGCGUGGAGGUCACUUUUUCAUCAUCUGGAUUGGAUUGAAGUCAUUUUGGGUGGUCCCAACCUAGGCAGAGGCAAAGAUGGAGAGAAUUCAACACUUGAAGAGGGCAAAGAGUGUUCCCUUAAUACGCUUAUCUAUUUCAACGUGUUUCAUUCAUUCAUUUAAUUUAGGGAAGUAACCGGCGAGGGUUGCUUUAAGUUAUUCGUCCUUUCUGACGUGCUCAUAAUAAAAUGUCAAGCCUUGACUUUCAAGUUACUCUAGAUUCGUCUGAUAGAUGAGGUGAUGACUGUUGUAUCCAGUCGUGUAGUGCUUUCGUCUAUAACCCUAGGCUUGUAUUCAUUUUCAUGGACUUUUUCAGGCAGCUGUACGUGCUUAAAAAGUAAGCUUUGGCUGUUGGACUUCACUCAUGAAUUUCACAAAUUUUCCAAAUGCUAUCAACAAGUUGCCAAAGUGCAGCAAUUAAAGUUGAUCAUUCACUUCUUUUUGAUUUCGGUUAAAAUGACAUUUUUCAACUUUUUGGCAAUACAAGGGGCUCGAAUGAACCUUCAACAUCAGUUGCUUUACUGGAUCUUUAUGAGUUUGUGCUAUAGCAGCGUUUUAGAGUUUUCCGUUCGUUAGACGAAUUGAACCAUUUCUUGUGGCUAGGCGAUUUUGAAUAUGUGAAUUGUAUCUGUUAUCGAUCAGGUGUUUUUUCAAUUUUCAAGCUAGGUCUUCUUUCCGUGAUGCAAGGGUUAUUUCUACGCAUUUAAUGAUUGCAACAGUGAGUUUGUCACUGUGCUUGUACUUGGUUUAUACGCGACGUUCCAUGUGAUCUAUUUUACAGUUUGUGCAAGUACGUGCUACUUUGCUCAUUGCAGUUUCAGAGGAAGGUUUUUUUUCUAACAGGGAAAUUAAUAGAAAGCUAUGCGGUGUGGGCAAUGGGAUGUAUAAAGACCACAAAUUCAGUUGUUGUGGAGGGGUCGAUCUUCUGUGAACUAGCCUGCACUCAGUGACAGUACUUCCUCCUCGAGUUCAUUCAUCAUACUCUCAUUAUUUUAUAUAUAUAUGGAGAAGUCAGGGGGGGAGUGAGGGGGGACACCUCUAAUUUUGUCAAAUAUGAAGAUGGAUACAGGUCCGUGGCUAAGCUUAAUGCUUAAGCAGGGGAAUUCUUUUAGUACACUCUCACGUUUCUCCCUGAAAAGUCGAGUGCUUCGUCAUCUUUCGUUGAUAAAUUUCUAAAAAUUUUCCAGGUCAGCAAAUCCGCUUCUACUGAUUCUGUCUAUGAUGUAUACUUGUCAGCUUCAUCACAAAUGGCAUAUGCUUACAGUAUUUGCAUCAAGUAAAUCAACAGUCU
This is a messenger RNA of Phytomonas sp. EM1, 5181 nucleotides long. NCBI's taxonomy places the organism in Eukaryota, Euglenozoa, Kinetoplastea, Trypanosomatida, Trypanosomatidae. The record is from the annotation of a GenBank genome assembly.